Molecule: messenger RNA, 1500 nt
Organism: Fusarium vanettenii 77-13-4
Lineage: Eukaryota; Fungi; Ascomycota; Sordariomycetes; Hypocreales; Nectriaceae
Exons: 3
Coding region: 1-1500 (499 amino acids)
Biological process (GO): transmembrane transport
Cellular component (GO): membrane
Molecular function (GO): transmembrane transporter activity
Source: RefSeq, a predicted model, not a curated record
AUGGCUUCCAACCAACUUCUUCAGACCGUGAGCUUUACCUGUUCAAUACUCAACUCUCUUAUCGCCGGAUGCAUGUCGACAAUCCCUAUCUACGGUCCACGGCUGAUUCUAGACAUCGGGUACACGCAGGCUCAGCUCAAUGCUGUCAUUACAGUUGCAAUGCUUUCGGCAUAUCUCAUGUCUCCAGUCGGCGGCUACUUGUGUCGGCAACUAUCGCCGCGGGUCUUGUCUCUGAUCUGUGGAGGUCUGCUAGGUGGAGGGUAUCUUCUGACGGCGUCUGUAUUCUUCGUUUCCCAUCGCCCCAACGUUGAAGCAGUCGGAUCCUCGUUCUGGAAGGUUCUGCUUGCCCACUUUAUGAUUGGGAGCGGAACCAGCUCAAUCCAGCUCAGUGCUCUUGAUGCCUGUGCCAGGAACUUGCUACAGAGCCGCUACAAGGGCAUGUUGAUGUCUGUUCCAGUGACAGCUGUUGGCGUGGGUGGCAUUGCACUCAGCCAGAUGGCCUCUCAUCUUUUCAUGACGAAUCAAGACCCUGGAUCUGCUCCUUAUCUAGAUGCGGGAAGGUUCCUUGUUCUAUUAUCCUCGCUGGCGAUGGCUGUUGGGCUAAUCAGCGCCGUUGGACUAGUCGUUGUCCAGAAGGAGGUCGUCAUGCCUCCGGUUCUCAUCACUCGAGUAGAGGACAGUGACCAAGCCGAUCAUCUCAUCCCCAAGCACCAAGCGCAGGCGACUUAUGGAACAAUCGACGAAGGGGACGCUUCGACGUCAGUGAGCAGUGGUUCCUCGAACUCCGGGCAGCAAGUAUGCAAAGAGGGUGAAAACCCUCUCUUCCGGGACCAAGCGUUAUGGUGGUUCAUGGGUGGAAUGGCUCUUCUCCCAGGCACCAUCGCAGUCUACCUGAAUAACCUCGGGACCAUCACUGCGGCCAUGAGCGACGACUCGACUGACCAAGGUUCUAAACUUGUCCAGCAAAUCACCAUCUUGUCCACCGUGGCCACCGUCACACGCCUUACACUGGGCGUCAUCUCUGACCGUGCGGCUCCAGCUCCGGAACUGCCUCUCGGCCAGACCUCAGUCUAUCGGACGAGGUUCAUCGUUCUCAUCGUUCCUGCAAUCCUCGCCUCGAUUGGAUACCUGCUUCUCGCGACACCGCUAGCUGGGUCGCAGUACUCCAACAUUGCUCUUCAUCUCUGCAGUGCCUUGCUGGGACUUGGAUAUGGCUGCAACUCUGCUGCCAUGCCUGUCGUCGCUCAGGCAUGGGGCCCGGAGAGCUUCUCCGUCAUCUGCAGCUGGAUUAGCCUCUCUCCAGCCCCCGCCAUUGCGGUCUGGGGCUGGCUGUACUCGUUCCUCUACGAGUGGGCACUCGAUACUACAAGGUCAAGUCAGUGUCAUGAGUGGAGCUGCUACGGUAUAUGGGCUUUGGCCUCUUCGGCGACAGCUAUCUGUGCCGCAUUUGCAUGGGCGAUGUCGUGUGCUCAACUACGGAGCAGGGGGAUAAACGUGUAG